GCAUUAAAUUUUGUUUUAAACAAAGAAAAAGUGUAUUCAUUUUUUUGUAAAUAAACAUUGUGCUGAUUAGCAGCAUUGCCAACUUUGGCAUUUAAAAAAAAAAUUCUUUCCAAUCAACGCUGAUAACCAAAGCCAUCAAAGUGGAUUUAACAAAUUACAAUAAAAUGCUGCAAUCCAGCAAUCAGUAUUUGCGGCCGGAAUACUUAACGGCACCAAGUGCGCUGGAUAACAAAAGCAGUCCGUUAGCGCUUCUAGCGCAAACAUGUAGUGCAAUUGGUGCCGAUACUACAAACCCAAAAUUAUUAGCAGCAAAUAUAGAAAAAUCAACGAAAUCGCUAAAGUCCUUAGCAGGGGAUGUAAGGGACAAAUCUUCUCCUGUGAGCAGUCAUUCGUCGUCGGUAUCUACGGGUUCUGUGGAACAUCAACAAGUCAAAUCAAGCUUCAAGCCGUAUGAAACUAACAACAGUCAUAUCCGUGAAAGGAGUGACGCUGAAGUGGAACGUGCCACCAAUUUAACAAAUAAUCAAAGUAGCCAGAGAGUGAAAACGCCAAAAACAAAUGUUAUUCAACAAAAUGGUCAUCAGCACCUACAAACACAUCCACAUCAGCAAACUCAACCAACUGGUCAAAUGCGUUGCGAUUCAAACCAAAGUGCCACUUCACAAAGAGAUUCACCAGCGACGUCAACAGCUACACCAACUCCAACACCUACCAAUGGUCUGCAAAGAGUACCAUCAACAAAUGUCAUAGAUCUACAACAUCACUUGAAUAGUUCACAGCGUGCCUCAUCUAAAGAACAGCUACCAAUGACCACGACAACAAUUUCACAAGCUAGCCCAAGUAAUUCAACAACACGCCUACAAGCGGCUUCGGAUGCCGCAAUCGCAGCUGCUAAAGAGGCAAGUUAUGUUAAGGCUUUGCAUGCAGCUGCCGCCGCUGCCGGCAUACCAACAUCAACUACUAACGGCGCCUCAACCGCAAAUCCCUACUACACAAAUUAUGUUAACUCAACUAGUGGUAUGCCCUAUACUAUGGACUUAAUAACGGCUAGUGCGCUGAUGUCGCCACAUCAUCCCAUGUUUAAGGCGGCUGCACUGAAUCCCUAUAUAAACUAUGCGCGUAUGAAAGGAAUUGAUCCGGCCACAGCAUCUGCCAUGAUGCCGCCGAAUGUCUGUCGCGAUCCAUAUUGUACAGGUUGUCCGUCAAGUCCUCACUAUCUUAACAAAGCCGCUGGUCAACCGUGUCCUGUAGGCUGCCCUCAGUGUGAAGGUUCACAAGCUGGCAAACCUCCGAGCGCCAGUAGCAGUUCGGCAGCAGCAGCAUCAGCUGCUGCGGCAGCAGCCGCCUCAUCAUAUCAUGCACAAUUAGCUGCUCUAGCAGCUGCUUCACAAAUGCCCUACGUUUGCUCAUGGAUCGGUAGUGAUGCUGCUUAUUGUGGUAAACGUUUUGGUACAUCUGAUGAACUCUUUCAACACUUACGCACCCAUACAGCAUCCAUGCCAGACUCUGUGCUUAGUGCUGCUGCCGCAGGUGGCAUACCACCCAAUCAUCCGCUCUUUCAACGCACGUAUCCAACACCACCACUCAGCCCACUAUCUGCAGCACGAUACCACCCAUACGGAAAGCCACCUAUGUUGCCUCCAGCACUGGGGCCACCACCUGCUUCACUUGCUAGCCUGCAACUGGCACCGCAUCAUACUUUGGCUCAAUACUUCAAUCCUUACUCUAUCUAUGGCUCGCGCAUGGGCUCUUCUCAUCCAUAAUAGAAAUGAUAAGCGGGUUCAACGUACUGAACGAGUGUUUUUUAUUACCUUAUUUAAUUAGCAGAUUAUUUAUAUGUUAUUUUUUAUGUUAAGCCUACACAUUCAG
Molecule: messenger RNA, 1869 nt
Organism: Teleopsis dalmanni
Lineage: Eukaryota; Metazoa; Arthropoda; Insecta; Diptera; Diopsidae
Gene: elB
Product: zinc finger protein Elbow
Exons: 2
Coding region: 165-1763 (532 amino acids)
Biological process (GO): negative regulation of DNA-templated transcription
Cellular component (GO): nucleus
Source: RefSeq, a predicted model, not a curated record